Molecule: messenger RNA, 1971 nt
Organism: Podospora anserina S mat+
Lineage: Eukaryota; Fungi; Ascomycota; Sordariomycetes; Sordariales; Podosporaceae
Exons: 4
Coding region: 1-1971 (656 amino acids)
Biological process (GO): clathrin coat assembly; vesicle budding from membrane; clathrin-dependent endocytosis
Cellular component (GO): clathrin-coated pit; clathrin-coated vesicle
Molecular function (GO): phosphatidylinositol-4,5-bisphosphate binding; SNARE binding; 1-phosphatidylinositol binding
Source: RefSeq, a predicted model, not a curated record
AUGGCGAGCUCCUUUGAAAAGUCCGUCAAGGGCGCGACCAAGAUCAAGGCCGCGCCUCCGAAAACAAAAUACAUCGAGCACAUUCUAGUUGCGACACAUUCGGGCGAGGCGGGCGUGGGCGAGGUAUUCCGGGCGCUCCACCACCGGUUGCGCGACUCAACAUGGACCGUCGUCUUCAAGAGUUUGAUCACUGUCCACCUCAUGAUCCGCGAGGGCUCGGCAGAUGUCACCCUGGCGUAUCUUGCGAAACACCGGAACAUGAUUGCUAUCAGCAUGUUUUCUGAUGUCCCUUCGUAUACAGCGCAAACUCAGGGGCGAAACAUACGACAUUACCACAGUUAUCUUGCAGAAAGAGCGCGAGCAUAUCGAGAAACAAAGGUCGACUGGGUGCGGUCAAAGGAUUCGAGGCUGGAGAAACUGUCCAUCGACAAGGGUUUGCUUCGGGAGACGGAAAUUGUUCAGCACCAACUCACGGCCUUGCUGAAAUGCGACGUGAUGGAGAAUGAGCCUGAAAAUGAAAUCACCAUCACUGUGUUUCGGCUCCUUGUCCUGGACUUGCUGGCUCUUUUCCAAGCCCUGAACCAGGGACUGAUCAACAUCCUCGGUCACUUCUUCGAGCUGUCCAAGACUGAUGCCGAAAGAGCUAUGGAUAUCUACCGGACAUUUACCAGGCAGACUGACUACGUUGUACAGUAUCUCAGCACGGCCAGACAGUAUGAGCAUCACACCAGGGUGGAGGUUCCUAAGCUGAAGCACGCCCCUGUUAAUCUCGGGCGCCAGCUCGAGGAGUAUCUGAAGGAUCCCGAUUUUGAGAUUCACCGGAGGCAGUACCUGGCCGAGCUUGAGGCCAAAAAGUCAUCCAAGGGCGGGUCAUCAGGAGCUUCGAAGUUGCCCAAGUUUGAUGCCUUUGAGACCAAAGCAUCAUCCAGCACAAGCGCACCUGCUUCUCAGCCAGCCCAGACUUCUCAGGCUGCGGCACCAGCAAAGGGACCCGACGUCAAUCUGAUCGACUUCUUUGAGUCCAUUGAACAAAACCAGACGACACUGGCUGUCCAAGGCCAGACGCAGCAGGCACAAGCACAGCCUCAGUUACAACAACAACAACAACAACAACAAACGCAGAUGCAGGUGGGCAUGUCUCCUUGGGGCCCUGCCCCAUUCCAACCUCAACAACCUCUUCAGCAGCAACAGCAAUUUCCCCAGAACGGAUUUGUCGCCUCUCCCGUUCACCAGUUCCAGACGGGUGUUCCCUUCCAACAGCAGGGGCAGCCAGCAUUUUCGCCACAGCAAACUGCGCAGCCAGUACAGCAGGCCUUUACUGGUGUCGGCUUCGGCGGGUUCUCUCCGCAACCCCAGGUUGGCUUCCAGCCCGGUUCUCUCGCCCCGAUACAGCAGGAUACCGUCGCGAAUUUCCAGACAGGCACGCCCACUUUCCAAGGAGGCCUUCAGGCGCCUCAACAAAACACCAACCCUUUCCGCCAGUCCAUGCUCAUGAACCAACAACAAACAGGCUCACCCUUUGCGCAGCAGCAACCUGUUCAGGAGGUCGCUUCUCCUCAGCAACGCCCCAUGACAAGCCAGUCUACCAACCCCUUUGCUCGCUCCUCACCGCAAGGGACACAGCCAUUUGCUGCACCAACGUCCAACUCACCUUUCCAAUCCCAGGCGCCACGGCAGCCCACUCAACAACAAAUGCAGCCCAUGCCGACGGGUACGAACCCGUUCGCCAAGAACUUUGGACAGGCUCAGCAAGCGCAACCUACUCAGCAGCAACAGCGACCUGUCACUGCGGGUGGAAUAUUGUCCCAGCCGACGGCGACGAAUCCGUUUAGGCAGGGAGCCUUUGUGAAUCAUCAGACGGGACUGGGGUGGCAGCAUAACCAGCAGGCUAUUGGGGGUGGGUUGGAUCAGGUUGAGACUGUGCCUGUGUUUCCUAGGCCGGCGGCUCAGACGCCGUGGCAGCAGCAGUGA